This is a messenger RNA of Micromonas pusilla CCMP1545, 678 nucleotides long. RefSeq lists its product as uncharacterized. The coding region runs from base 1 to 678 and encodes 225 amino acids. Gene Ontology annotation, biological process: DNA damage checkpoint signaling; regulation of transcription regulatory region DNA binding; DNA repair. Lineage: Eukaryota; Viridiplantae; Chlorophyta; Mamiellophyceae; Mamiellales; Mamiellaceae. The record is from RefSeq and is a predicted model, not a curated record. Gene Ontology annotation, molecular function: histone H3K79 methyltransferase activity. Gene Ontology annotation, cellular component: nucleus. The transcript has a single exon.
AUGUCGUUACCUGUAAAAGAUACGACCAACGCGCCGCGCGAAGUCGACGCGUUCGAGGACCGACGCGCGCUCUAUGACACCGCGUACGAAAACCUGGGAAGGGACGUCGGCCUCGAGAUCGCGGAGCGCAGUCACGACGGCUGCGCGAGGGUCCCCGGCGACGGAUGGUUCUACGGCGAGCUCUCGUGGGAAGGGAUGUGGGACGUCGUCGCGCUCGCGGAGCCGAAACCAGGCGACAUUUUCUUAGACUUAGGCUCCGGCCUGGGGAAGAUGGUCGUCGCGCAGUCGCUCACGAGAGAUUUCGCGGAGUGCUGGGGCGUGGAGAUCCUCCCCGAGCUCCACGACGCCGCGAUGGACGCGCCCGGGAAGCUGCGCGCGGCGAUGGGCGACGACGCGUUCGACGCUCUGCCGGAGGUGGACCUCCGACGCGGAGACAUGCUCGCCGCGGACGUCUCGGACGCGGACGUGAUAUACUGCUACGCCACGGUCUUCGCCGCGCAGGUCGUGUCGAGGCUUCAGGCGAAGCUCGCCGCGGAGAUGAAGCCCGGCGCGCGGCUCGUGAUGAUAAGCAAGCAGAUGGAGAGUCCGGAGUUCGACGCGUUCGGCGUCGGAUAUUUCAGCGUCCCGCAGGCGCACAGCAGGUGGAACAUGGACGCGUGGUUGUACGUGAAGCGAUGA